CUGGCUUGGAGAGCAGAGACUGCUGUGUAGAGAGAGAGAGGGAGGGCUGUCCUCCAUGUUUUAGUAAGCAUUGACAUUAUCCACUGUUUUAAGCCAUGCAUCCACAGAGUUUGGCUGAAGGAGGGAAGGAGUCAGAUGCAAUUGCAAGGAUGGAAAUCGCAACACGAUCCAAGGUCUCUGAUCAAGGGUCAGCAGAGAGGACCGUCCCUAAGCGCAAGGUUUCCAGCCCCCCUCACUCCUCAAACGGACACUCGCCAUCGGAAUCCUCCUCCAGUCCUGUCAAAAAGAAGAAGAAACCAGGAGCCGUCAAUAACAGUAAAGACCAGUCAGAACUAAGACAUGGUCCCUUUUACUAUGUGAAGCAGCCCGCACUCACCACAGACCCUGUUGAUGUUGUACCGCAGGACGGGCGGAAUGACUUCUACUGCUGGGUGUGCCACCGCGAGGGCCAAGUGCUCUGCUGUGAGCUCUGCCCGCGCGUCUACCACGCUAAGUGCCUCAAACUGGCUGCAGAGCCCGAGGGAGACUGGUUCUGCCCUGAAUGUGAGAAAAUAACAGUUGCAGAGUGCAUAGAGACUCAGAGUAAAGCUAUGACGAUGCUCACAUUGGAUCAGCUGUCUUUCCUGCUGAAGUUUGCUCUCCAGAAGAUGAAGCAGCCUGGUACGGAGCCAUUUCAGAAGCCGGUGUCUUUGGAACAGCAUCCUGAUUAUGCAGAAUAUAUAUUUCAUCCCAUGGAUCUCUGUACUUUAGAAAAGAAUAUUAAAAAGAAAAUGUACGGCUCCACUGAGGCUUUCCUGGCUGAUGUGAAGUGGAUUUUGCACAACUGUAUCAUUUAUAAUGGAGGCAACCAUAAACUUACAGCAACAGCUAAAGUUAUUGUAAAGAUCUGUGAACAUGAAAUGAAUGAGAUCGAGGUCUGUCCAGAGUGCUAUCUCUCUGCAUGCCAGAAAAGGGAUAACUGGUUUUGUGAACCAUGUAGCAACCCCCACCCUCUGGUCUGGGCCAAGCUGAAGGGAUUCCCAUUUUGGCCUGCCAAAGCUCUUCGAGACAAAGACGGACAAGUGGAUGCACGGUUCUUUGGGCAGCACGACAGGGCCUGGGUUCCUAUUAACAACUGCUACCUCAUGUCCAAAGAGAUCCCCUUCUCUGUGAAGAAGACCAAGAGCAUCUUCAACAGUGCCAUGCAAGAGAUGGAAGUCUACGUAGAGAACAUCCGGAAAAAAUUUGGAGUCUUCAAUUACGCUCCAUUCCGCACACCCUACACACCAGACAACCAGUUCCAGAUGCUCCUGGACCCGGCAAACCCUAGCGCGGGCUCCGUCAAACCUGAAAAACAUGAGAAGAUCAAGUUCAGCUUUGAUGUAACGGCAUCUCCAAAGUUGCUUAUGGGUAAGAGCAUGGUGUCCAGUGGAAACGUUGGAGGCGGGACAGGAAGGCGAAUCUCAAUGACGGACAUGCCUCGUUCACCAAUGAGCACUAACUCCUCUGCCCAUACGGGAUCUGAUGGAGAACAGGAGACUGCAGAGAAAGGUCAUGCUAGAGCGGCCCUGCCACAUUACAGCACUGGAGAGGAGUCAGUGGACUGCACUGCAUCGCCUGCCCCUCCUAGAGCAGGUCUCACAGGAAACACCUUAGAGAGCCCUAAACCUUUCCAUUCACCGGCUCCCAGCACCCCUGUUAAACAGGAGAAGACCCCCACUACCGGCAGCAUCCUCAACCUCAACCUCGAUCGUAGUAAGGCAGAGAUGGACCUGAAGGAGCUGAGUGAAAGUGUCCAGCAACAACAGCAGCAUGGGGCUCAGCCCUCCCUCACCUCCCCUAAGAGACAGAUCAGAAGCCGUUUCCAACUUAACCUGGAUAAGACCAUAGAGAGCUGCAAAGCACAGCUGGGUAUAGAUGAAAUAUCUGAGGAUGUGUAUAAAGGCGUAGAGCACAGCGAUACAGAGGAAUCCGACAAGUCUGUCUCCAGCGACAGUGAAUACGGUAGUGACGAUGAACAGAAAUCUAAGAGCGGCCAAGAUGACAAAACCGUAGCUGAUGAUAAAAAUGAGAAAGAGCCACCCAAGAAAAAGUCAAAACCAUCGGCGGCUGCUGGUGAGGGCAAAGACAGCAGUGCAGAGUCUGCUGUUACAGCCAGUACAACAACCAAAGGAGAAACCAGCCAAAAAACAAGCACCUCCGAGCCUAUAACUAAAGACAAACCAGGUAUGGAUUCAGAGAAAGAACCUCCUGAGAAACUGAAAGCUGCUCCCGCAUCCCCAGAUCCCAGAGAGAAACCCAAGGGCUCUGAGGAGGCCGUGCAGCCAGCAUCUGUGGAUGAAGACAUGGACUCGGACUCUGAGAGGGAGCUGGUCAUUGACCUGGGAGAAGAGCAGGCAGGGAAGAAGAGGAAGAGGAACAGGAAAGAUUCAGCCGCUGUCACUGCACUCAAAGAGCCCACAGCCUCCAAACCUGAAGGUCAGAUUCUCUUUAUGAAUCAGUAUACUGUACCUGUGGUGCAGCAGGCCGUCGUGUGGAACCCCACCACCAAGUUUCAGACGUCCUCUCAAAAGUGGCACAUGCAAAAGGUGCAUAGGCAGCAGCAGCAGGGCCAAACGCAACCAGCCACACAGGCGCAGGUGUUAACGCAGGUGCAGCGCAGCCAACAGCCGCAGCAGCAAGCGCAGGUCUCCUCAUCCUCGUCGGGACAGCAGCCUUCAUCCAGCACCAGAUACCAAACACGACAGGCUGUGAAAACAGUGCAACAGAAAGACUCGACACACACCACGUCCACCUCUGCCGUCACCCUGGUGACCAGCACACCGGUAUCGGCCACCAUGAUGGCAGGACCCACCGUCAGCUCUUCCUCUUCAUCAUCAACAUCCACAACUGGAGACUUCCAGAUCCCCACCACGUCUGCAGAUGUAGCAGCUGAUAUAGCAAAGUACACUAAUAAAAUCAUGGAUGCAGUUAAAGGGACGAUGACUGAGAUAUAUAAUGACCUUUCCAAAGGCACAUCGGGAAACACAAUAGCAGAGAUAAGACGGUUGCGAAUUGAAAUUGAAAAACUGCAGUGGCUACAUCAACAAGAAUUAUCAGAGAUGAAGCACAAUUUAGAGCUAACCAUGGCAGAGAUGAGGCAGAGUCUUGAACAGGAGCGAGAGCGGAUCAUGACAGAGGUCAAGAAGCAGAUGGAGGUGGAGAAACAGCAGGCCAUAGAUGAAACUAAAAAGAAGCAGUGGUGUGCAAACUGCAGAAAGGAGGCCAUUUUCUACUGCUGUUGGAACACCAGCUACUGCGACUAUCCCUGCCAACAAGCACACUGGCCUGAGCACAUGAAGUCAUGCACACAGUCUGCAACAUCUUCACAGCAAGAACAAGAGUCAGAAGGCAGCACAGAUGUUACUCCCAAAGUCCCUGGACAGCCGAACAACUCACCUAGAGAGACUGCAUCUGCUACACCUGCAGACAAAAACAGUGAAGUGGAUAAAGCUAAGGACAGUGUCACUGUCACUAUGUCCUAGCUCAUAUGUACAAAACAUACACUACAUCAGCACUUAUGUCUGUACAGCUGUACAUAGAUGUUGUCAAAUUCUUCACUACAUUUUUUUUAACUGUUUGUCUUGCCUGACUGUGCGUUUGUGUUUUUUUUUAAUGUAAUGACUAUGUCUGAAUGUUCCAAAUCUAAGACACACAGACCAUUUCCUGCUGUAGGAUUGAGAGGGUUGUCCACUACUUUGUUGGGUUCGAUUCUAAAAAAAAAAAAGAAGACCAGUUUAUUUAUUGUUCUUUUUAAAUCUUGUAGGUACAUGGGGUCUGAUAACUUUUAUUUGAGUUCAUCCUUUUUAAUGUUGCCAAAAUAUGUUUAUAGUAUUCAGAAAGCCUGAUCUGCUGGUAAUCUUUCAAAGAUGAGUCCCGUCACUCAUGUCAUGGUUACAGCGAAAUGGUGGUUUUUAUUUCCAGUUCCAAAAACUAGUACAGAAUGUGUUUACUUUUAUUUUUACUAAUUUAAGAAGAGUAUUGUGCUGUAUUUCUUGGAUUGUCUUAUUUAUGCUAUUUUAUCAAAACAUUUGGUUAUAUAAAACUUAAGAGACAACAUCGUAUCUUCUCCAUACAGCGCUAAGAUGAGUUUAAACACUGUUUUGCAAAAUAUGACUACUUUAUCACUAUAUUGUUCGAUUGUGUCUCCAUGGAAAGGAGAUGGUUACACAUGUUGUAAAACUGUAUUAUCACUAGAUAAGAGUGAGAAUUGUAAAUCUGAGACUCCCUUUAUUUGAUUACCUGUAAUAUAUCUUAAAUGCCUUCAGUUUUUUCUGUUUCGCCUGCUGUUUACCUCUGUGAUCCUGUUGAUGUUGCCGUUUGUGACAUCAAUAGGAUCUCAUUGUUCUCUUUUUAAGUUUACCUUGCAUUUGAAAGCCAGUGUUAGAUCAUUGAUGAAUGACAGAAGAUUUUGUCAUGUCUAUAUUGUUGGUGUCAAAGAAUUGUUUGCCUUUAAGAUGAUAAUUACUUUAAGACGAGUAAUUUAUGUUUCCUUUUUUAACCUUUAAAAGUACCCGAUUCAUUUGAUAAGAACAUUGGCUAAAUAUAUUAUUGUUUUUUAAAAUUACCUUCACACCAAUCCAGGUGAUUAAGGCAGUACUUGUUUAAUGCUGUUUUUGUUAGUUAUAAUUUUGCAUUUUGAUGCUGUAUUCUAAAUGUUUAAAGAACAAAUUCUUAUUAACCCAUAAGAUACUGCACCUAUGAACCACAAACAGAAAAAUUCCUGUAUGUUAUGCUGUUAAUAGUGCAUACAUAUGUUAUUCCAAACCAUAUACAGAGGGCAAAGGAGAGCGGUCAAGAGUGGCUGUCAGUCUAAAGAAGAACAGAUCGAUGUUUACAAUAUUGUAUAUAAAUAAAGAUCUGGUGGUCUAAAUUGUAAUUUAAUAGUUUUUGUAUGGUGCAAGUGAAUUAAAGAGAAC
Sinocyclocheilus anshuiensis is the source of this 4937-nucleotide messenger RNA. Its product is annotated as protein kinase C-binding protein 1-like. The record is from RefSeq and is a predicted model, not a curated record. Gene Ontology annotation, molecular function: transcription corepressor activity; protein binding. NCBI's taxonomy places the organism in Eukaryota, Metazoa, Chordata, Actinopteri, Cypriniformes, Cyprinidae. Gene Ontology annotation, cellular component: cytoplasm; nucleus. Gene Ontology annotation, biological process: regulation of DNA-templated transcription. The coding region runs from base 96 to 3503 and encodes 1135 amino acids. The transcript has 20 exons.